CCGGAAUUUCCAACUUUUAAAUGUCAUUCGUCCGAAUACUCUGAUAAAUCUUCUCAUUCUACCUUCAUUGACCAAGUCUCAGGAUUUGGUACUAUCGCGGGGAUCAUUUUCAACGUGUCAUUUUACGGUGCAAUCUCUAAGCUUUCCCUUAAAACAACGUGCAUUAUAGAUGAUAUUUUAAUUCUUACAGUUGCUCUAACACCUGCCUUUUCAUGGUUUUUUACUGCAAAAAUUGCUUCCACUUUCUCAAACUUGGAUGAAGUAACUUUGAUAAAUAAAUUUGUCUUUUUACAACUUUAUGAAGAGUCAAAAAUUUCAAAGUUUUUAGAUAGUCAGAGGAUCUAUAUUGCUGUUGACAUAAACAAUGAAGAUUCAAUGAAAUAUGUAAGAGAUAUUCGCGAUUUUUACCGACAAAGAAAGUUUAAAGCUAUCAAAGAUGUUUAUCAUUGCAUACAUUAUACAUUUUAUUCGGAUCAAGAAAAUGAUCAUUUAAUUAUAGAUCAAGAUAAAAAAGACAAAAAAGAUGAAGAAAAAACUAUUUUAGAAGAAAUUAUUACUAAAAGACUUAACAAACCAUUUGCUAAGAAAUUUUUAAGUGAUAAAAUUCUUAAAUUUGAAGAUAAUUCCAAUUUUAAUAAAGUUAAUAUUCCGGGAACAAGAACUAUAGCUAAAUGUCUUACUGACAAGCAUUGUAGCACUACGAAGGUUUAUGUCAAUAUCCUUGAGAUGGGAUUGUUUCAAUACUUUACUUAUUCACAUCGAUCACAUGAAACCGAAGCAGUCAUGUGUCAAGAAAAAAUUAAAAAAAUAAGAGCUAAAGAUGAUGAGAAGAAUGAAAAGAAAGAAAUAAUUGUUAAUAUUUCUGAUGAUAAAAAAACCAUAACUGUUAAUGAUUUCAAAAUAGAUAUAAAAACCACAAAGGUUGUAUGGUUUAUAAUUCCUGAAUUUCCUCUUGUUAUUAAUCAAAAUUCCUGGAAAAAAGUUUUAAAAGAAUGCAAUGAACUGGAAAAGUUGCUUAAUCAAGAAUUAUUAAAUUCAGAAUCAGAGAAAUAUGAUGAAAUACGAGAAUAUUUUGAACAAAUAUCUGUAGAUUCGGAAUCUACAUAG
This is a messenger RNA of Racocetra persica, 1107 nucleotides long. The record is from the annotation of a GenBank genome assembly. Lineage: Eukaryota; Fungi; Glomeromycota; Glomeromycetes; Diversisporales; Gigasporaceae.